Indicator indicator is the source of this 1517-nucleotide messenger RNA. RefSeq names its product pyruvate dehydrogenase E1 subunit alpha 1 (gene PDHA1). Gene Ontology annotation, biological process: pyruvate decarboxylation to acetyl-CoA. Bases 1 to 1218 code for a protein of 405 amino acids. The transcript has 12 exons. The record is from RefSeq and is a predicted model, not a curated record. Gene Ontology annotation, molecular function: pyruvate dehydrogenase (acetyl-transferring) activity. NCBI's taxonomy places the organism in Eukaryota, Metazoa, Chordata, Aves, Piciformes, Indicatoridae. Gene Ontology annotation, cellular component: intracellular membrane-bounded organelle.
AUGCGCAAGAUGUUGCUGGCCGUGCUUUCUCGGGUGCUGCAGGGCCCGGCCGGCGCCGCCGCCGCCGCAGGCAGGACGGGAGCUGUUAGUGAGGCCUCUCGAGUGGUGGUGGCAUCGCGCAACUAUGCAGACUUUGCAAGUGAAGCUACCUUUGAAAUUAAGAAGUGUGACCUCCACCGCCUGGAGGAAGGUCCUGGUACCACGACAGUGCUGACUCGAGAGGAAGGGCUCCACUACUACAAGACAAUGCAGACCAUACGACGCAUGGAGCUGAAGUCUGACCAGCUCUACAAGCAGAAGAUUAUCCGUGGCUUCUGCCACUUAUAUGAUGGUCAAGAGGCUUGCUGCGUGGGGCUGGAAGCUGCCAUAAAGCCUACAGACCAUGUGAUAACAGCUUACAGAGUUCAUGGCUUCACCUAUGCACGAGGAGUGUCUGUGAAGGAAAUCCUUGCUGAACUUACAGGUCGAAAAGGAGGAUGUGUGAAGGGAAAAGGAGGAUCCAUGCACAUGUAUACCAAAAACUUCUAUGGUGGCAAUGGCAUUGUUGGUGCUCAGGUUCCUCUGGGUGCUGGGAUCGCACUGGCCUGUAAAUACUUUGGUAAAAACGAAAUUUGUCUUACCUUGUACGGGGAUGGUGCAGCCAAUCAGGGCCAGAUAUUUGAGACAUACAACAUGGCUGCCUUGUGGAAGCUGCCCUGCGUCUUCAUCUGUGAGAACAAUCGAUAUGGAAUGGGAACAUCAGUUGAAAGAGCUGCAGCCAGCACUGACUACUACAGAAGAGGAGACUUCAUCCCAGGGCUCAGGGUGGAUGGCAUGGACAUUCUCUGCGUUCGAGAAGCAGCCAAGUUUGCAGCUGAGUACUGCAGAUCUGGAAAAGGCCCUAUUCUGAUGGAGUUACAGACAUAUCGUUACCAUGGCCACAGUAUGAGUGACCCUGGAAUAAGCUAUCGUACUAGAGAAGAAAUCCAAGAAGUGAGAAGCAAAAGUGAUCCUAUUACCUUGCUGAAGGACAGGAUGGUCAACAAUAACCUUGCUAGCAUAGAAGAAUUAAAGGAAAUUGACGUGGCAGUAAGGAAGGAGAUCGAGGAAGCUGCUCAGUUUGCUACCACUGACCCAGAGCCACCGCUGGAAGAAUUGGGUAACCACAUCUACUACAAUGAGCCACCCUUUGAGGUGCGUGGCCCCAACCAGUGGAUCAGGUACAAGUCUGUCAGCUAAAGGCCUUUUUCUUGGCAUAACUUAUUCACAAGAAUAAGUGAAUUCUGUUACAGGAACUACAAUGACUCAAAGCCAACCUUUAAGCCUAUUUAAAAGCUCUUUCAAAACUGAAAAAAAAAAUGUGUAGGGAGGUCCAUCUCAGUCUGGACUUCCUUAAACACCUUGAAUGUUGUUUCAGAAGGAGCUAAAUUAAGAAAAAGCAGCAGUUUAUUAUUUAAAUUGCUCCCUUAUUUACUUUUCUGACUUGUUUCGGGGUUGCUCAAUGUGUUCUGUACAGUGUAAACACAAAUAAACUUUGA